AUGGCAACACACAUGUCAUCGAAUGAUGAACUCAAACGCUUGCACAGGGAGAGAGGCGAUUGCAAGAGAACACUCACACUUCUUCAGAAGAUGCUACCAACGACAAGUAUCACUGAAUCGCUCUCUCAAACACUCACGAAUGAAGUCUAUGCAAUUCAAAUGAAGUUCGAAAAGAUCCAUCAUCAACUUUUGGAUGCCACAGAAGAUGAUGAGGAACAGUCACUGAAGGAAGAAAAGGAAGCUGAUGCUUUUCUUGAGCGAUGUCUAGACAUGAAGCUUCAACUUGGGGCUCUUGUCGAACAAAGCAGGUCUCAUACCACGGGGUCUGGUCAAACUCUUGACACGAAUGACAUGGCAACUGUUCUCACGAAUCAGACAGACAUCCUGAGGAAAAUGAUGGAAAUGCAAAGAGGUUCACCGUCUUCCGGGAAUCAAUCUCGCACAAAGCUUCCGCAUUUGGAUCUUCCAAGGUUUGAUGGUCAGUAUACGGAUUGGCUGAACUUCCGAGAUGCCUUUGAAAGCACUAUCCACAACAAUGAAGACCUUAAGCCAUAUCAGAAAAUGCAGUACUUGAAAAUGGCACUUAAGGGCAGUGCAGCAGAAGACAUAGGUAAUGUUCAGAUUUGUGACGCCAAUUACGAGCCCACAUGGACCAGAUUGAAGGAAAAUUAUGAGAAGAAGAUUAAUCUGGUCGAAUCAUUCAUUGAUCAAUUUAUGGCUCAGUCUAAGAAGAAAGUGGAUAGUUUCACUGACCUUCAAAAUGCUGCAAGGAAAUAUCGUCAGAUAUUUGACAGCUUGAAUGCUAUGGGAGAUGACUGUAUGAAGCUCGAUGUAUGGUUGAUCUACCUCAUGAAGCUCAAUAUGAGUGAGCAAUUUCGCACAAAAUGGGAGGAAGGUAGAGAUACGGAGAAGAUGCCAGACAUUGAGGAUUUCUUUAGUUUUCUGAAAAGGACUACUGAUAUCAUGCAGCGAGCAAAUCCUGGAUCAAUUACAAAGAGUUCCUCUAAAACUGAAGACAAGGGCUUUGUCAAAUCCAACAAGGGAGGAAUUAAAUCUCACCACACUGAAGUUCAGAAGGAUCUAAUGUGUGCCCAAUGCGGAGAAUCUCAUGUGCUCUACAUGUGUGACAGUUUCAAGAUGCUGUCAAUCGACGACAGGAGGAAAUUGGUGAACAAAUCCCUCCUCUGCUUCAACUGUCUUAGGGGGAAGCAUUCCUCUAAGAAAUGCCAAUCACAAUCACGGUGCCGUUACUGCGGUCAGGCACAUCACAGUUUGCUCCAUCUUGGAUCGCAAACAGGGCAGUUUGGAAACCAACCUUCAUCUCAACACAAUCCAAAGGCUGUCCAGACUUCUGGUCAGACACAAGUUGUACAGAACUCUGUACAAGAACCACAACUGAAGCUUCAGGAUUCUACAACGGUUCCUGACACUUCUCAAGUCUCUACAAAGUCCAUGGUAACUACACAUCACUCAUCGGUGCUCCAGCGUGCCCUUCUUCCCACUGCCUUGGUUCAUAUCAAAGAUGUCAGUGGAGAAGAUCAAGUCUGUCGUAUCCUGAUCGACGGAGGAGGAGAGUGUACCAUGGUUUCCGAGGAGUGUGCUCAACGACUCGGACUUCCGAGAAGGAAUGCUAGGAUUCCUGUGACAGGAGCAGGAGAAGUGACAGUUGGAUACACGAAGGGAAUUGUUCAACUGAACAUUUCAUCACUACACGACAAAGUACGUAAGAUCCAGGCGGAUGCUUAUGUCAUGCACAAGGUCACUUCGCUCUUGCCACCCGUGUCUUUGUCUCAUAAGGCAUGGUCUCAUGUCGACUCACUGAUGCUUGCUGACCCAACUUUCAAGACCCCGGGGAAGAUAGACGUGAUUCUCGGUGCCGAGUACGCUCAUGAAGUCAAUCUUCCACACAUUUUGAAAGGCAAGGAGGACGAGCCCAUCGCGCAAUUGACUAUAUUCGGAUGGAUCGUUGCAGGAAAGGUUGAAGGUCAGCCUCAAAAGAUAACCUCUCUACACACUCAAUGCAAUCUAGACGAGACUCUCAAGCGCUUUUGGGAGACUGAAAACGUUCCUCGUGAGAGGAAGAAACUUUACACUGACGAGGAGAAGCAUGCUGAGGAGCAUUUCUCCAAAACUCACUCACGUGACGAGACGGGACGUUAUGUGGUAAGACUGGCGUUCAAAGACAAGCAUGACGCUCUGGGUGACUCAUCAUCGGCAGCAAUGGCGCGACUCUAUGCUAUGGAGCGACGAUUUGCACGCAACCCUCAAUUUCACACAGACUACAAGAAGUUUAUGGAUGAGUAUAAAGACCUGGGUCACAUGGAAGAAGUUCCUCCCGAGGAACUUAUCAAGCCUGACGCCGAGAAGUACAUCUUACCACAUCAAGCAGUUUUGAGGCCUAGCAGCGAGACAACGAAGCUCAGAGUUGUGUUUGAUGCUUCGGCAUCUACCCGUCCUCGGAAUCCAUCUCUCAACGACAUCCUUGCGGUCGGCCCAAUACUACAAGAUGAUCUACUGUCCAUACUGCUGAGAUUCAGAACCUACGAAGUGGCAUUUUCUGCUGACGUGGAGAAAAUGUAUCGGCAGAUCUCAGUGGCCCCCGAGGAUAGAGACUAUCAGCGCAUACUAUGGCGCAAUGACAACUCCCAGCAAGUGAAGACAUUCCGUUUGUCUACUGUGACGUACGGAACCUCUAGCGCUCCAUACCUAGCUACCAAGGUGCUUCAACAGAUGGCGCACGAUUAUUCAGAUGAGUUUCCGGAAGCUUCCAAGGCCAUCUUGAAUAGCUUCUACAUGGAUGACCUUCUCUGUGGUGCCUCUAACAUGGAAGAGGCCCGAAAGCUUCGCCAGGACAUCCAAGAGGUUCUACAGCGAGGAAUGUUCUCUCUCCGGAAGUGGUCUUCCAAUUCUAGUGGGCUGUUAGAGGAACUUCCACCUGACAUGCAAGCAUUGUCUCCUGAAGAGGUCAAAGGACAAUCGAAGACAAUCACCGCCCUAGGGCUAAGAUGGUCUCCAGGAUCUGAUGAGUUCUCUCUCAUCAUUGAGACUCUAUCCAAGGUCACCACCAAGAGGGAAUUUUGCGCAGCCACGGCAAAGAUUUUCGACCCAUUAGGCUUCAUUUCACCGGUGACAGUGAAACUGAAGUCCAUGUUCCAGUCGCUAUGGCUCACAGGAAUCGGAUGGGAUGAUCCAAUCCCGCAGGAUUUGUCUGAUGAGUAUCAGAAGAUGCUUUUCCAGUUUGGUUGCCUGAAGGAUGUGAGCAUCAACCGAUGCCUACCCUCCACUGAUGGUGUCAUCGAGCUCCAUGGGUUUUCGGAUGCUUCCGAGAAGGCCUAUGGUAGUGUCAUUUACGCGAGAGGUCAAGACGCUCAUGGGAAUAUUAUGACAAGCAUUCUCAUCGCAAAAUCUCGAGUGGCUCCCGUGAAAUGUGUCUCAAUUCCACGUUUAGAAUUGAACGGCUGUCUUCUUCUAGCGGAACUCAUGGAAAAGGUGAAGGCAGCAAUUCCCAACAAAGAUGUCAAGAUGUAUGCGUGGACUGAUUCCAUGGUAGCUCUCCAGUGGAUCCAGGACAUGCCACGGAAGUGGAAUACAUACGUGGCUAAUCGUGCAGCUCUAAUCCAGGAGAUUACACCACCAAGUAUCUGGCGCCACGUACCCACUUCAGACAACCCCGCGGAUUGCGUAUCCCGGGGAAUCUCACCCGAAGAACUCAUGGCUCAUCAACUUUGGUGGCACGGACCUCAGUGGCUUCUGAGGGAAGAGGAAAACUGGCCAGCUAAUCCAGUGAAGAAGUGUAUCACGAAUGAGGAAAAAUCAUCUAAAGUGAAAGUGUUUGUGACCCAAGAAGAAAAUGACACAAGUGUUAUUGGUCAGCUGAUUGCCAAAAACUCUAAUUACUUAACCACGAUUCGCGAGUUUUCUUAUGUGCUUAGGUUUAUUCACAAUUGUUUUGCAAAAGAGAAUGACAGAUUGACUGGAUUUCUCUCAGUGAGUGAACAAAAUCAGGCUCUGAAUCGUAUUUGGGCUGAUAUCCAACAAAAGUGUUUUCCUGAAGAAUACAAGUGCUGUGUCAGUGGAAAAAGUGUACCAAAGUCGAGCAAACUGCGAAAGCUAGUACCCUUCUUGGAUGACAACGGUGUUAUGAGGGUUAAAGGGCGUCUACAGAAUGCAGAUGUGACAGAUGAAGCGCGCCAUCCAAUCAUUCUACCCUCUCAACACAAGUUUGUCCAGGAUUUAGUGAGAUUCACGCACGAGAUGUAUCUCCAUACAGGUGCAACUCAUACCCAGUGUAUUCUUCGUGCGAAGUAUUGGAUCAUUGGGAUGCGAUCUCUCGUCAAGGGAAUCGUCAGGAAGUGCGUGAGGUGUACAAGAAUCCGACCAAAAUUGGAAACCCCCUUCAUGGGAGAUUUACCUGCAGUCCGGGUGCAGCGAAAUAGACCAUUUUACAACACCGGCUGCGACUUUGCGGGUCCAUUCCAGUUUCGAUCGUCUUAUCUCCGGAAGUCAGUGAUAACAAAAGGCUACCUGUGCAUCUUUAUCUGCAUGGUCACGAAAUCAGUACACCUAGAGGCUGUCACGGAUUUGAGUACUGAGAAAUUCAUCGCAAGUCUUAGACGUUUCACCGCCCGCCGUGGUCAAUGUGGCACUCUCUAUUGUGACAAUGCCACAAAUUUCGUGGGAGCGACAGGAGCCAGCCGAGACGAGAGAAUCAGGGGAAUUCGAGAUCAUAACCACAAAGUAGUCAAGUUCAUGUCGUCCCUUGGGACUCAAUUUCACUACAUCCCCGCUUAUUCCCCCACCUUCGGAGGAUUAUGGGAGCGUGGUGUUGGCAGUGUCAAGAGCCACAUCAAGAAGGUCAUCGGAGACACUCCACUGACGUAUGAGGAAUUCUCAACUGUGCUCGCACAGAUUGAGGCAUGUAUCAACUCCCGGCCUCUGUGUGCCAUGUCCUCAGAAGUUGAUGAUCUUCAGCCACUCACGCCAGCGCAUUUUCUAGUGGGUCAUCCACUGACUUUGCCACCUGGACCUGAACUCAUGGACAUGAACCCAAACAGACUGUCACGAUGGAAUCUCCUUCAGAGAUUUGUCCAACACUUCUGGCGUCGUUGGCACCAGGAGUACAUCACGACACUACAGAAUCGACCAAAGUGGUGCACUAGCACGAAGAAUCUUGAGAUUGGAGAUCUGGUGUUGGUGCGUGAACCGAACAUGAGACUUUCAUCAUGGAAGAUGGCACGGGUCAUAGCAACUCAUCCAGGAAGGGACAAUGUUGUGCGAGUCGUGACCAUCAAGACGCAGGAAGGAAUGCAGAAGAGGGCUGUGAACACCCUAGCCAAACUUCCAGUGGAUUCUUCUGUUGAGGAUUCCCUCAACCCGGGGAAUAUGUGA
Messenger RNA from Phlebotomus papatasi, 5388 nucleotides. RefSeq lists its product as uncharacterized. Gene Ontology annotation, biological process: DNA integration. The record is from RefSeq and is a predicted model, not a curated record. Gene Ontology annotation, molecular function: nucleic acid binding. Lineage: Eukaryota; Metazoa; Arthropoda; Insecta; Diptera; Psychodidae. Bases 1 to 5388 code for a protein of 1795 amino acids. The transcript has a single exon.